Molecule: messenger RNA, 882 nt
Organism: Anoplopoma fimbria (sablefish)
Lineage: Eukaryota; Metazoa; Chordata; Actinopteri; Perciformes; Anoplopomatidae
Gene: tnnt2a
Product: troponin T type 2a (cardiac)
Exons: 13
Biological process (GO): regulation of muscle contraction; cardiac muscle contraction; sarcomere organization
Cellular component (GO): troponin complex
Molecular function (GO): troponin I binding; tropomyosin binding; troponin C binding
Source: RefSeq, a predicted model, not a curated record
AUGUCUGACAACGAGGAAGCGGUGGAGGAGUAUGAGGAGUAGCAGGGGGUAGAGGAGGAGGAGGUGGAGGAGGAGCAGGAGGAGGAGGCGGCAGAGGAAGAGGCCGUGCAGGAAGAGGACGAACCUGCUGCAGAGGAGGAGGCCAACCAAGAACAAGAUGGAGAAGAGGAAGCAGAGGAGGGGGAAGAGGAGGAGGCCAAACCAAAAUUCAAGCCAUUUAUGAUGCCCAACCUCAUCCCUCCUAAGAUCCCAGACGGAGAGAAGGUGGAUUUUGAUGAUAUACAUCGUAAAAGGAUGGAGAAAGACCUGAUGGAGCUUCAGACUUUGAUCGUGGUUCACUUUGAGAGCAGAAAGAAGGAAGAAGAUGAUAUCAUUAAUCUCAAGGACAGGAUUGAUAAGCGCCGUUCUGAGCGAGCAGAGCAGCAAAGGAUCCGAAGUGAGAGGGAUAAAGAGCGACAGAAGCGUCUUGAGGACGAGAGAGCUCGCAAGGAGGAGGAGGAGGCCAAGAAGAGAGCAGAUGAUGAUGCUAAGAAGAAGAAAACCCUCACCAGCCUCCACUUUGGAGGUUACAUGCAGAAGUUGACAGAAAAACGGAGUGGUAAGAGGCAAACUGAGAGGGAGAAGAAAAAGAAAAUCCUGAGUGAAAGACGCAAAUCUCUGGACAUCGAAAACAUGAGCCAGGACAAACUCAAGGAGAAAGCUAAAGAGCUGUGGGAGUGGAUGCACGAGCUGGAGGCAGAAAAGUUUGACCUGCAGUACCAGCUCACCAGUCAGAAAUAUGAGAUUAAUGUGCUGAGGAACCGUGUCAGCGACCAUCAGAAAUCAUCCAAAAGGACCAAAAGAGGCCUGAGGAAAUAGCUGAAGACGUGCAGAGUGAGCAAU